Messenger RNA from Mucor velutinosus, 813 nucleotides. RefSeq names its product killer toxin resistant protein. Gene Ontology annotation, molecular function: DNA-binding transcription factor activity, RNA polymerase II-specific; RNA polymerase II cis-regulatory region sequence-specific DNA binding. Gene Ontology annotation, biological process: regulation of transcription by RNA polymerase II. The transcript is spliced from 2 exons. The record is from RefSeq and is a predicted model, not a curated record. Lineage: Eukaryota; Fungi; Mucoromycota; Mucoromycetes; Mucorales; Mucoraceae. The coding region runs from base 1 to 813 and encodes 270 amino acids.
AUGUUAUCCAUCUAUUCAGGCAUGAGUUACAACCUCAAUCAUCAAACUGCUCUUGAUUGCUCGUCAACCAAAGAUCACCCCUUGUACAAUCCAUUACCUUUACUGCCAAAUGAACACUGCCCUUUACAACACACUGGCAGAAACAACUACAUGCAGCAAUCACAACCACAACCUCAAAUGAACAAUCAAUCCAUUGGCAUGCCAAUCAUUGACAAUUCAUUUUAUUAUCCUCUCUACAGCACAUUUACUCCUCCUCCUCCUCCACCACCACCACCACCUCCAGCUCCAGCUUCUUCUUCAGCCUCUGUCAACCACGCUCGUUUCUACCCUUCUCCAACUCCAUCGUUCCAUCAAACGCACCAUUUCCAUCAACAUCAGCCAGCUACGCAACAUGGCAUCAACAUGACAGUGUCUCCAUUGUUAAAUUCCUCGCAUUCACCCUGCCAAAUGUAUGAUAACUUUUUACCUAAUGACUACUAUAUGAUGCAACCCGGUAGACGCUCAUCUGUCAACACAUCACGCUCAUCAUCUCCUCAACAGCAAGAUACCCUCCACUCCAGAUCUGCAAGCCCAGUCAACAAGCGUUAUAGCUGUCGUAUUUGCAAUAAGCGAUUCACUCGUCCUAGUUCACUGACAACUCACAUCUAUAGCCACACAGGAGAGAAACCCUUCAAAUGUCCGGUUGCAGGAUGUGGUCGCAACUUUUCUGUUGUCAGCAACUUGAGACGACAUGCCAAAAUCCACGGCAGUAACAAUCAUAUCCUCAGCACCUCAUCCUCUUCUUCCACAGCCUACUCAUCCUACUCUCCUUAA